AUGAAUCUCAUUUUGCUGCUGAAGGAGGAUAUUGCAAUAGUAAAUGGAGAGGCAGUCGCUGCCCUCACUGGCCGCAAACACCGCCAUUGUCAACAAGUACUAAAAGUUAAGGUUGGUGCUCGUGUUCGUGUUGGUGUAGCCAAUGGAGGAGUAGGUGAAGCUGAGGUCAUCUCCUUUGAUCAGGAGAAGACAAAAAUAAAACUGCUGCAGCGAAUCGACCUGAUGGCUGCAGAGGUUCCUUCUUGCGGCGUUGAGUUGGAUAUUCUCCUCGCGAUGACCCGCCCUAAGGUGCUCGAACGCAUACUGCAGCUCUGCGCUGUUGUGGGUGUCCGGCGGAUAUUUUUGGUUUGCGCUGAGAGGACGGAGAAGGGGUUUUUCUCUUCUUCUCGCCUGGCUGCUGAAAACCUCCUCGAGCAGCUUGUCCUAGGCCUGGAGCAGGGAAUGGUGACGACCCCCCCUGAGCUGCAUGCGUUUGCUUCUUGGGAAGGUUUUAUGGCAGCCACGAAUGCUGCUGCAGCAAAAGCAGCAGCAGAAGGGGCAGCAGGAGCAGCAGCAACAGCAGCAGCAGCAGCAGGAACGGCAGCAGCAGGGGCAGAAACAGAAACAGCAGAGUCUGAGACAAAAGAUGCAGCAGCAAGAGGCAGUGAGGGAGCGGAUCCCUUCUCCCAUUAUUUGCUGCCUCCGCUGCGCCUAGUCGCCCAUCCCCACACGCAGGCCACCCUUCCCCAACUUCUUCUGCGGCCUGCUGCAGAGGCGGCGACUCAGCAGCAGCAGCAAAAGCAACAGCAACGGACUGGCGUGUUGCUAGCUGUUGGUCCUGAGGGCGGCUGGGUACCUUCCGAGAUGCAGCUGCUGCAGCAGCAGCUGCGGUGUCUGCCAUUUCGUCUGACAGACAAAGUUCUUAAGUGUGAAGCUGCCCUAACUGCCUGUAUAACGCAAUUAACCCUCUGCUACGAAGACCCCGUGCUGACGCCGCUGCUGCGCUCCCCAGAUGAAGUAUACAAAGCAGCAGCAGCAGCAGCUGCUGCUGCUGUCGCUGAUGAUGUUGGUAACGGUGAUGCAGCUGAGGCUGCAGCGCAGCCGAGAGAGGUCCCCAGACGCCAAGGGGAACGAGAGACGCUGAGGGCCCCAGGGGGAUUCCUUAUGACGUUCCCUCGCCGAUACACCACACGCAGAGAUAUACCGCAGCAACAGCAGCAGCAGCAAGAGGAACAUGAGUCUUCAUAG
Messenger RNA from Eimeria mitis, 1227 nucleotides. RefSeq lists its product as uncharacterized. The transcript is spliced from 6 exons. The coding region runs from base 1 to 1227 and encodes 408 amino acids. The record is from RefSeq and is a predicted model, not a curated record. Gene Ontology annotation, molecular function: rRNA (uridine-N3-)-methyltransferase activity. Gene Ontology annotation, biological process: rRNA base methylation. NCBI's taxonomy places the organism in Eukaryota, Apicomplexa, Conoidasida, Eucoccidiorida, Eimeriidae.